This is a messenger RNA of Prunus armeniaca (apricot), 174 nucleotides long. The record is from the annotation of a GenBank genome assembly. Lineage: Eukaryota; Viridiplantae; Streptophyta; Magnoliopsida; Rosales; Rosaceae.
AUGGCAACAGCUCCAAUGAACAAGCCAAUGCCAAAGAUUGACUUCUCCAUCCCCAUUAGAGGAAGGUCCAUGAGAACCGACAAAGGAGAUCUGAAGAGCGUGGAUUUGGGGAAGCAAGCCACCACCGUGCAUCAAGCUCAAGCGAUCUGUGGAUUGGUCAAAGAUGACCAUUAA